UUUUCCGGAUCGGAACAAGCAGUUAGAAUCGCCCAAAGGUUCCGUCAAUAUGAAAGACAAAAAGAAAAGAGUUGUCAUAAAAGGUUAGAAGAACUUUAGGUCAACAUAUGAAGUUAUAAUUACAUUUGAUGAAUAGAUGACAGAGGAAACUUUCACUUGUUAGCUGUAGAUGAUACUUGUCUGUAUUUAAAGAAUACCAGGUAUCAAGGAAAAUAUUUCUAUAUUAAAAAAAAAACCCAGAAAGAACCACAGCUGCAUAGUGUACAUAAAAGGUUUUAUGAUGAAGAAGAUAGAAGAAAAUUCCUCCAGUUAAAGACAUUUUUUAUAUGGCAUAAGGAACAACAAUUAGUAUCAUUGAUAGAGAUCAAAAUUCAGGACAAGUUUAGCCAAAUACCCUGGUCACAUGAUCACUAUGAAUAACCUAGGAAUCAAAAAGUUUUCUUGUGACAAAUGUGGUAAAUUAUUUCACCAGGAAUGCACACUUACAAUACAUCGAAGAUCACACAAUGCAGGAAAAAAGUUUGUGUGCCAUGUGUGUGGGAAAUCCUUCACUUUAAAGUCAGUAAUGUUAAAACAUGCCAUGUCUCAUAUGAUGGAAAAUAUCGGUAUAAUGUAUAAAGGAAAGAAUUCUUAUAAGAAUCGUCAAAAUGCCAUGUCUGACUCAGGAAAAAAGAAAUUUUAUCAGUGUACCAACUGUCCAAAAAAAUUUAGAAACCAGGAAAGUCUUGAGAGUCAUGAAGAUAAGAAACAGUGGAAUUUAUCUACACCUGAUAACAAACUUAACAAUUCUACAGAUUUUCAAAAUAAUAAGGAUGACAGUUCAGAUGAUAGUUCACAAGAUCUAUAUAUAGAAAAAGAAUCUUACACAUAUAUAAUAAGUGACAAUUCACUUGAUAGCCAUUCAGAUGAAAUAGAACCAACAACUUUUAUUAUUAGUGACAAUUCACUUGAUAGCCAUUCAGAAGAAAAGAAACCAACAUCUUUUCUUAUUCAGACAUCUGAUGAAAGCUCUAGCUCAAAUUCAGAUGAACCCAUCUUAACGAACUUGGAUUUUAACUGUGUUUUAUGUGGAAAAUCAUUCAAAACUGUUCCUUCUUUUAUUCACCAUGUUAACACCCAUCAGCCUUCAUACAAUGAUAAAGACAGUACAAUAGAACAGAAAGCAAAAGACAGUUCUCAAGAAGAUCCUUCUUCACCAGAUAAUAAGAUUAAGACAUCUGUAGACUCAUCACAAAUACAGGGAACCAGGAACGAAAUUUCCAACAGGGAUGCAGUAGAAACCAGCAAGAAAAUUGCUAAACAGAAUACAGAUGACGCCCUGUUAGAAACUGAUAGCAAAUUCAAAAAAUCAAAAGAUGUUGGUAGUAAAAAAAAUAAAACCAGCAAUAGAAUCAAGCUUCCUUCCCUUUUAAACAAUAUUGAUACAGUGGAAAAACAAUUUCACUCUGCGGGGUCAGAUAAAUUAGUUGAGGGAAUGAAACAGAGGGUGAAAAAUCAAUUAGAAGCUGCGAAGUCAGAUGAAUUAGCUGAAGAAGAUGACGGAAUGAAUAAGACACUGGCAAAUCAUUUCAUAACUGUCAAGUCAAAUGAAUAUGAGGUGAAAGAUGAAGGGAUGAAAAAGACACUUGUAAAUCAUUUCAAAUUUGUUGAGGUGGAAGAAUUAGCUGAGGGAAGGAAUCGAACAGCAGAAAAUCAAUUUGAAGCUGCCACGUCAGAUGAAUUACCUGUUAAGGAUGAUGGGACAAAAGUCCGGGAAAAGGUUAAAACCAUAUUUAUUUGCAGAUGUUGUAAUAAGAAGUUUGCUAGCAGACAUUUUGUCAAGGAACAUUUGAACAUGUAUUUUGAAAUGACAGCUAACAGUGUUGAUAUAGAACAUAAACAAUUCAUCGAUCAAUUAAAUAAAGAUACUGAGUUUGACAGGGUCGUUGAUAAAUUUAUUUACUCUAUUUCUACAGGGAAGUUAAAAAGUAUUACUCAGGACUUGAAGAAAUCUGAAGAAAAGCAAAUUAUUUAUCAAUGUGCAAAAUGUCACAAAAGUUUUCAAAAACAACAUCAAAUCAUUGAUCAUAUAAAGGAUUGUGAACCAAAACCCCAAAAUACUGACAAUUUCAAAUGUCAAGACUGUAUUAGAAGUUUUAUGACGGCCAUGAUGCUGAAGAAACAUAUACUGUUGUGUCACAAUCGUUCUCGAGAAUCAAGGAAACAGGAAACAGAAAAGAAAUCUGUGAAAGACCCAAUUUACACAGAAAAAACAAAAGAACCAGAAGAAACAAGUAUUACUCAAGACUGGAAGAAAUCUGAUGAAAACUUAAUUAUUUAUCAUUGUACAAAAUGUCAGAAAAAAUUUCGAGAAAAACAACAUAUCAUUACUCAUUUAAAGGAUUGUAAGGGAAAUUUCAAAUGUCAAGACUGUAUUGGAAGUUUUAUGACGGCCAUGAUGCUGAAGAAACAUAUCCUGUUGUGUCACAAUCGUUCACAAGAAUCAAUGAAACGGGAAACAGAAAAGAAAUCUGUGGAAAACCCCAUUACAGAAAAACUAAAAGAACCAGCAGAAGAUGAGGUCAGAAUCGGGAAUGACACACAAAAAGAAGAAAAGAAACUGAUUGAGAACAUAAUACCAAAGGUUAAGAAAUUAACAGAGGUCACAACUGGAAAGGAAACUCCGAAAUAUGAAAAAAAUUCAAAGGGAAACAUAAUCAGAAAGAAAACGGUGAAUCGAAAAAAGAAAUCUGAGAAGAAGAACACCAACAAUCCAGGAAAUAAAAUUGAAAUGACUUGCGAAAGAUGUAAAAAAAUUUGUGAUUCUAUGACAGAAUAUAUGGAUCACAUAGAAACAAGUCAUAAUUCUAAGCCUAACAAAGUUAGUUCUGAUGCUGAAUUUAUUUGUGCACAUUGCAAAAUGAGUUUUGAUUCUCAGGCAAAGCUGUUUUCACAUCUUAAAGGUCACAAAGAGUCGAAUAGACAGCAGAGUACCUUUGAAAAAUACAAAGAUAAAAUGACACACAAUAGCGACACUGGACAAUGGAUAUGUGGAAUUUGUCAAAAGUCUUUAUCAAACAAAACAAAUUUAUUAAGACACAUUUCAUUACAUGAUAAAGAUCUUAACGAAUCACAUAUAUGUCCUUUCUGUAAUCGUACAUUUAACCACCAUCGAUAUCUAAUGCAUCACAUUAACUAUAUGCAUAAUGGAGUUAAAAAAGAAGAAUGUCUCAUUUGCCAUGCCAAAUUUACAAAAAAGGCAAGUCUUCAACGUCAUAUGGAACUCCAUACGGGAGAAUCACUUCAGAAAAAGAUUUUGAAAUGCGAAGAAUGUGGAAAAAGAUUUAGAUGUAGUAAAGAUUUGAUGAACCACAGAAGAAUACACACGGGUGAAAGGCCUUUCCCGUGUGAUCUAUGUCCUUAUAGAGCAAUCAACUUAUGGAAUUUGAAGCGACACUUACUGACACACGAAAAUAGAAGGAAGAGAAAAAGAAGUAAAAUAGAUGCUAUUGAUGAAGACUCCCAAGAGGAAAACAAUAUAGAAAGAAAGAUUAAAAUGAGAAUUACACAUGGCAGAAGUUAUCUUAUGGAAGCAGAAAACACCAUAAGUGAAUAAGUUGAAGAAAUGGUUUGAAAGAUCAAAAUUAAACUGAUUUAUUUAAUCAUAUUUAUAGGGAGAGUUAAAAUUUUUGUGUUUUACAAAGAGAAGAUAACUUGUGUUAUCAUGGUUAUAGCAAUAAAUUAAAGGGAGAAAUCAGUGCAGUUGAUAAAUUAUAAAAAAAUAAACAAUUACCAGUUGAAUGGUCUAGUCCUCUUUUAUUUGCUACUUAUG
Molecule: messenger RNA, 3811 nt
Organism: Mytilus trossulus (common blue mussel)
Lineage: Eukaryota; Metazoa; Mollusca; Bivalvia; Mytilida; Mytilidae
Product: zinc finger protein Xfin-like
Exons: 4
Coding region: 404-3595 (1063 amino acids)
Biological process (GO): regulation of DNA-templated transcription
Molecular function (GO): DNA-binding transcription factor activity, RNA polymerase II-specific; RNA polymerase II cis-regulatory region sequence-specific DNA binding
Source: RefSeq, a predicted model, not a curated record